Molecule: messenger RNA, 1776 nt
Organism: Rhinopithecus roxellana (golden snub-nosed monkey)
Lineage: Eukaryota; Metazoa; Chordata; Mammalia; Primates; Cercopithecidae
Product: F-actin-capping protein subunit alpha-2
Exons: 1
Coding region: 42-902 (286 amino acids)
Biological process (GO): actin cytoskeleton organization; barbed-end actin filament capping
Cellular component (GO): F-actin capping protein complex; actin cortical patch
Molecular function (GO): actin filament binding
Source: RefSeq, a predicted model, not a curated record
GGUGGCCGCUGCCGCCGCCGCGGUUUGUCGCCAGAAGGAAGAUGGCGGAUCUGGAGGAGCAGUUGUCUGAUGAAGAGAAGGUGCGUAUAGCAGCAAAAUUCAUCAUUCAUGCCCCUCCUGGAGAAUUUAAUGAGGUUUUUAAUGAUGUUCGGUUACUGCUUAAUAAUGACAAUCUUCUCAGGGAAGGAGCAGCCCAUGCAUUUGCACAGUAUAACUUGGACCAGUUUACUCCAGUAAAAAUUGAAGGUUAUGAAGAUCAGGUAUUGAUAACAGAACAUGGCGACUUGGGAAAUGGAAAGUUUUUGGAUCCAAAGAACAGAAUCUGUUUUAAAUUUGAUCACUUAAGAAAGGAGGCAACUGAUCCAAGACCCUGUGAAGUAGAAAAUGCAGUUGAAUCGUGGAGAACUUCAGUAGAAACUGCUCUGAGAGCUUACGUAAAAGAACAUUACCCGAAUGGAGUCUGCACUGUGUAUGGCAAAAAAAUAGAUGGACAGCAAACCAUUAUUGCAUGCAUAGAAAGCCAUCAGUUCCAAGCAAAAAACUUUUGGAAUGGUCGUUGGAGGUCAGAAUGGAAGUUUACAAUCACUCCUUCAACCACUCAGGUGGUUGGCAUCUUGAAAAUUCAGGUUCAUUAUUAUGAAGAUGGUAAUGUUCAGCUAGUGAGUCAUAAAGAUAUACAAGAUUCCCUAACAGUGUCUAAUGAAGUGCAAACAGCAAAAGAAUUUAUAAAGAUUGUAGAAGCUGCAGAAAAUGAAUACCAGACUGCCAUCAGUGAGAAUUAUCAGACAAUGUCGGACACUACUUUCAAAGCCUUACGUCGACAGUUGCCAGUUACACGCACUAAGAUUGAUUGGAACAAGAUCCUUAGCUACAAGAUUGGCAAAGAGAUGCAGAAUGCAUAAGAUGAACAUUGCAUGACCGGAUCAUUUUAGUGUCUUUGCGUUAAAAAAUUAUUGCAAAAGUAUUCUGAACUGUCAAGCUGCCCAGUCAGAUGGGCUGUUGCCAUUUAAAAUCACUGUAAUUAAUUAGUUUGAUUAGAGCACAAAGCUUAGCUAAUCAACCAUUAUUUUUCAUUUUGUUUGUUCUAAGAGGAUUGAAAUUCAGUUUAGUUUAAAUGUCUUUCUGUUAGGCCUUUCUUUCUUAACAAUGAAGAAGAGAUGAUUCUUCUAGUUUAUGGUUAAAAGUUUUUGAAGUGUGUCAAAAAUAUUUUACUAACUGUAACCCUAAAAUUGUUGUCUUUUGGUUUAUGAAAUGGGUAAUUUUUGAUCUUUCCCCAGUUCUUUUUAAUGGGGUCAAUAAUGGACAUUCUAGUUUAAGGUGGUUGAUGGAUUUAGCCAUAUAUGCUGCUAAAGAAAUUGUCUACCUUUUCUUCCUCACCUGUUCCAUUUAUGUAAGGUUGAGAUUAGAGGGAAAGCAUUUUCUAUAUCAAUUGUGUUUAAACCUUUCAAGAAGGUUAUUUAGCUAGCUUAGUGUUGAACUAAAUUUUUUUUAAACAAGGCAAGGUCUAAUGCUGUUUUGAGAUUCUGAAAUUAAAUGAAAAUACUUAUUUCAGAAAUGCAUUUAAUGCUUUUUUUUCUUGUGACAGUUACGCAAAUCAGCUUGAAUUCCAUAUGUCCCUGAGUUAUUUUUAUCAUAAAGCCACAAAUGUAUUAUAACAAGGCAAAUUGUAAUAUAUAUAAUCCUUAACUCAUAACCAUGUCUCGGUUUUUUUUUUUUUUCUUGGAUUGAAAAGUACUGAAAUUCAAUGUGACAUUAAAAUGCAAAUUUUCCUAUUUA